CGCAGAGGCCCGGGCCUUCGGGAGCGGGGGGCGGCAUGGAUCCAGCUGUGCUCCUUCCAGAGGCCGUCCCCGGCCUGGGCAGCAGGGCUGGGGAACACGCGGGGCUGGGAGGCAGGAGUUUUGUGUUCUGACCCUGUCCCCGUCCCUAACCACCUUGUGACCUUGGCCAAGUACUCAUUUCUCUGCUCCGGGCUUUGGUCUUAUGUCUAAAAUGAGGCUAAUAAUCCCGCCCUUCUCAGACCUUUUUUGAGAAAAUCUGAGCUGUUACCAUAGAUUGUCAGAGCCAGGAGGAACUGCCACGUUUUGCAGAGAGCACUGAGGCAUAGAGGCAGAUUGAGGCAGGUGAUGAGCAAUGUCAUCCUCCAGCCUUCCUCACCUGGGAUGCUCAUUGCCUGCCGAUCUUUCCUGACCUCUGGGGUCCUUAAUGCAAACACUGAUUCCUGGAAGAGUCGUACCAAAUAUACCAUUAUGUCAGUGAAGAUGAGAAAGUCAGGGGGCCGAGACCACACAGGUCGCAUCAAAGUGCAUGGUAUUGGUGGAGGCCACAAACAGCGUUACCGGAUGAUUGACUUUCUUCGGUUUCGGCCUGAGCAUGAGGCCGACGCAGGGCCUUUUGAGGAGAAGGUCAUUGACGUCCGCUAUGAUCCCUGUAGGUCUGCAGAUAUUGCCCUUGUUGCUGGGGGUAAUAGGAAACGCUGGAUCAUUGCCACUGAAAACAUGCAAGUGGGAGACAUACUCCUUAAUUCUGACCACAUUGGCCGCAUGGCAGUUGCUGCCCGGGAGGGGGAUGCACAUCCUCUGGGAGCCCUGCCUAUCGGGACUCUGAUCAACAACCUGGAAAGUGAGCCAGGCCGGGGUGCCCAGUAUAUCCGAGCUGCAGGAACCUGUGGUGUGCUUUUGCGGAAGGUCAAUGGGACAGCCAUUGUUCAGUUGCCUUCUAAGAGGCAAAUGCAGGUGCUAGAGACAUGUAUAGCCACAGUGGGCCGGGUGUCAAAUGUGGAUCACAAUAAGCGGGUCAUCGGAAAGGCUGGGCGAAACCGCUGGUUGGGCAAAAGACCCAAUAGUGGACUCUGGCAACGAAAGGGAGGUUGGGCUGGCCGAAAGAUCAAGCCCCUACCCCCUAUGAAGACUUACGUGAAGUUACCUUCUGCUGCUGCCCAGAGCUGACACCCUGAUCUACUUCCCUGCUUCCCAAUAAACUGACUCCCUCUGA
This is a messenger RNA of Phascolarctos cinereus (koala), 1213 nucleotides long. It is a transcript of the gene MRPL2, whose product is annotated as mitochondrial ribosomal protein L2. Gene Ontology annotation, cellular component: ribosome; mitochondrial large ribosomal subunit. The record is from RefSeq and is a predicted model, not a curated record. Gene Ontology annotation, biological process: mitochondrial translation. NCBI's taxonomy places the organism in Eukaryota, Metazoa, Chordata, Mammalia, Diprotodontia, Phascolarctidae. Gene Ontology annotation, molecular function: structural constituent of ribosome; RNA binding.